CGCCCCUCGGCCUGGCGCGCGGAGGCGGCGCGCACGCGCGGGGAACAUGGCGGCGGCGGAGCCCUCGGUGGCCGCGCUGGCUGGCGGCGGUGUGGGCGCGGGGCCGCCGUCGGGCGGCGUGCCGGUGCUCUUCUGCUUCUCGGUGUUCGCGCGGCCCGCCUCGGUGCCCCACGGCGCCGGCUACGACGUCCUCAUCCAGAAGUUCCUGAGCCUGUAUGGCGACCAGCUCGACAUGCACCGCAAAUUCGUGGUGCAGCUCUUCGCCGAGGAGUGGGGCCAGUACGUGGACCUGCCCAAGGGCUUCGCGGUGAGCGAGCGCUGCAAGCUGCGCCUGGUGCCGCUGCAGAUCCAGCUUACGACCCUGGGAAAUCUCACACCUCCGAGCACUGUGUUUUUCUGCUGUGACAUGCAGGAAAGGUUCCGACCAGCCAUCAAGUACUUUGGAGACAUUAUCAGUGUGGGACAGAGACUGUUGCAAGGAGCUCGGAUAUUAGGGAUUCCGGUUAUCAUAACAGAACAGUACCCCAAAGGCCUUGGCAGCACGGUGCAAGAAAUCGACCUAACGGGUGUGAAACUGGUUCUUCCAAAGACCAAGUUUUCUAUGGUGUUACCUGAAGUUGAAGCAGCCUUAGCCGAGAUCCCUGGCGUCCGCAGUGUUGUGUUAUUUGGAGUAGAAACACACGUAUGUAUCCAGCAAACUGCCCUGGAGCUGGUCGGCCGAGGCAUUGAAGUUCACAUCGUUGCGGAUGCCACCUCCUCAAGAAGCAUGAUGGACAGGAUGUUUGCUCUUGAGCGCCUUGCUCGAACUGGGAUCAUCGUAACCACUAGUGAGGCUGUUCUGCUGCAGCUGGUGGCUGACAAAGACCAUCCGAAAUUCAAGGAAAUCCAGAACCUAAUUAAGGCGAGUGCCCCAGAGUCCGGUCUGCUCUCCAAAGUGUAGAAGACUUGAAGGAUUGGGAUCCUCGACGAUGACGGGACUGCAAGCCAGACCAGCCCUUGUCUCUACUCAAACUAAAACGUUAAGUCAAUAGCAGCCCCUUCUUCGCAGCUCUUAGUAACUCUAACUGGCUAGACCAUUGGGUACGAGCAUUUAGUUACGACGUCAAGGCUUCAGGUGCUGCUUAUCUUCUUUGUUUCUUGAGGGGCUUUUAUUUAUUCAGACAAAUUACAAUGGAGGUGCCUGUUUUGUCUCCGCCAUAUACACCGACCCUAUCUUUCCAAAGUGCACCCUCUGGUUGAAGUUUUCUUAAGGUGUGCACUUUACACAAAAACAAAAACAAAAACACAUCUACCAUAAUGAUUUGAGUUUUCUGUUGUCGUGAAACAUCCGUUGUCGUGUCAGUGUAGACCCAGUGUUUUCCCCUCACGGGCUGACUGGUGAACGAUUCCUGGGUGAGAAUUGACACACAGGACUCCGUAUUGUCACCUACUUCUGUCACAGUGUAGAAUUGCUGACUGAGUGGGGUGCGUUGAUUUAACCAGAGCAAAUUAUCUUGAAUAUUGUUGUACCUGUCUUGAGUGUCCUGCUUUUCUUCUUCCCGGUACCAUCUUUGUGGAUUCUCUUCCUCUGGCUCAUGGUCUGCGCGAACAUUUUUUUCCACUGAAUGUUUCACAUCCUCAUUGGUUGUUUUAGUUUUGUGAAGAGAUGGGAGUGAUUUGCCAUGCUGGGUGGCUGAGAGUGUUAACCAAACGUAAGGCCUUUACAGUCUUUUUGAGUGCACCUUUUGGUAUACACAGGUGUUAGUGGAGAAGUAAACACUGUAAAGUGUAGUUUUAAAAUGCCCGUAUUACCCUUGGCAUUUUCUCUCUCUGCCAUUCAGACAUUGUUCUUGCUGACGUCAUCAACAGUGACUUGAUAGGGGUAAUACUGUGGUCAUUGUCAACCCAUCCCUGAGUUUAUUUUUCAUUUACUACUUUUUAAUGCUUAAAAAUCUUUUUAAAGAGUGUUGUGACUUGUGGAACAUUACUCUCUUUGUAUUGAAUUAAAGGAAAUGUAUUA
Molecule: messenger RNA, 1999 nt
Organism: Onychomys torridus (southern grasshopper mouse)
Lineage: Eukaryota; Metazoa; Chordata; Mammalia; Rodentia; Cricetidae
Gene: Isoc1
Product: isochorismatase domain containing 1
Exons: 5
Coding region: 47-940 (297 amino acids)
Cellular component (GO): cytoplasm
Source: RefSeq, a predicted model, not a curated record